AUGGGUUACCACAUCAGUUACGGGCCCUUGUUCGUGCAAUGGCUCUUGAAUGCAGCGAAUAUCAAUGGGCCUUCCUCCAAGAGCAUACCCAGGCUAUACGAAAACUCUCCAGCACCCAAUCCUGUCAGAGAAGAUGGCAGGGCCUUCAAUAUGCGAGACAACACAACAGGUCUUAAUCUCGAUUUCAUGUCGUACGCUGCUUACGCACAAGUCGGAUUUGAUCCUACCGCCCUAUUAGAUCCGGAAGUCUUGGCUAGCACAUCCCAAAAAGUCUUCUCGACCUUCUUUCAGCACUUUGUCAACAGCAAUCUGUCUCGCGAAUCCGGCGGUUAUGUCUACCAACCUAGGGGCAUGGAACUCAAGAUCAACGCCCCAAUGGACGACAUGCCAAUCCAGUACAUGCCUGGCGGUUCCAUAGCGCCAAAGUUUGAAGACAUAGUCCGCAACACCAGUGCAACAACAACAGCGGAAACAAGCACCCAGGUAGAAGUUCUUCAGAUGAAUCUCGUCGCGUUCUGGAUCGCCACAAGUAUCCUAAUCUGGCUUAUCAUCACCAUCAUCAUUCUCGGAUCCGUACAAAGGAAAUACUACGGCGGCAUGAUGCGCAACAUCGAAUGCGUCGCCGAUGUGCUGGUUCUUAUCGCUGGAAGCGAACGUUUGCUUGAAGUUAUCAGAGAAAAGGGCUUCGAUGCUAUAGUCAAGGAGGACAAGAUGUUGACGCGUAUGGGAUGGUUCCGAGACGAUGAUGGGACCAUGCGAUGGCGGAUUGACUUGGUUGAGGAAAAGCAAGUUCAGAUGCAGCCCAUUCGUCUGGGCCCUGGGUAUGUUCCAGUGACGAAUGGCAAUGAGGAGUGCGAUGUAGAUGCUGGGUCUGGUCGUAGCGUAUCCCCAGCAGGUAGCGAUGACGAAGGCCAUGUGGAUGCUGUGUCGGACGCUAGCGUCGCCAGGUCGAGAUGA
Molecule: messenger RNA, 957 nt
Organism: Alternaria novae-zelandiae
Lineage: Eukaryota; Fungi; Ascomycota; Dothideomycetes; Pleosporales; Pleosporaceae
Exons: 2
Coding region: 1-957 (318 amino acids)
Source: RefSeq, a predicted model, not a curated record